Lagopus muta (rock ptarmigan) is the source of this 831-nucleotide messenger RNA. RefSeq lists its product as uncharacterized. Lineage: Eukaryota; Metazoa; Chordata; Aves; Galliformes; Phasianidae. The transcript is spliced from 2 exons. Bases 1 to 831 code for a protein of 276 amino acids. The record is from RefSeq and is a predicted model, not a curated record.
AUGGCAGCACAGCCUUCAGGCUGUCAGCCAAUCCUCCCAACUUCGUAUCAUCACAAACUUGCUGAGGGUGGCCAUUAUCCCCUCAUCAAGGUCAUUGAUGAAGAUGUUGAACAAGAGCGGACCCAGCACCGACCCCUGGGGGACACCACUGCUUACAGGCUUCCAACCGGACUCUGCACCGCCAACAACGACCCUCUGCGCUCUGCCAGUCAGCCAGUUCUCAACCCACCUCACUGUCUAUUCAUCUAUCCCACACUUCCUCAGCUUUGUUAUAAGGAUGUCAUGGGGGACAGCAUCAAAAGCCUUGCUGAAAUCAAGGUAGACUACAUCCACUGCUCUGCCCCCAUCCACCCAGCCAGAGACAACACCAUAGAAGGCCACCAGGUUGGUGGAGCACGACCUCCCCCUGCUGAACCCGUGCUGGCUACUCGUGAUAACCUCCUCUUCUUCCACCUGUCUGGAGAUGACAUCCAGUACAAGCUGUUCCAUCACCUUUCCAGGGACAGAGUCUUCAGGCACCUCCCCCGUCUUCCAAGACCUCUCAAAGAUGACAGAAAGCGGUUCAGCAAUCACCUCUGCCAGCUCCUUCAGCACCCGUGGAUGAAUCCCAUCGGGUCCCAUGGAUUUCUGCACAUUGAUGUUGCCUGGGCGCUCCUGGACCACCUCUUCCCUGACAGAAGGGGGGUCUUCCAUUCCCCAGAUCCUCUCACUCACCUCCAGGGUCUCAGAUUCCCGAGGGGGAGCUUUUUCACUGAAGACAGAAGCAAAGAAGGCAUUCAGUAUCUCCUCCUUCUCAGCAUCCCCUGUUACCAGAACACCCCCGUCACUUAG